Messenger RNA from Ziziphus jujuba (common jujube), 4799 nucleotides. Its product is annotated as squamosa promoter-binding-like protein 14. Gene Ontology annotation, molecular function: DNA binding. Lineage: Eukaryota; Viridiplantae; Streptophyta; Magnoliopsida; Rosales; Rhamnaceae. The transcript is spliced from 11 exons. The record is from RefSeq and is a predicted model, not a curated record. Gene Ontology annotation, cellular component: nucleus. The coding region runs from base 842 to 4021 and encodes 1059 amino acids.
UGAUUGGCAGGGCAUGGGAAAGUCGCUUGCACGCAUAUUUCUUCAUCCGUACGUGUGAAUAAUAAUAAUAAUAAUAAUGAUAGAAGGAAGAAGGAAGAGGCAAAGGGCAAUUCAGUAAAAGUAGACUGUGCAGUAGAAUUUCGCGUGGAGUGAGGGAAAAGGCGGGGUUUUACUUUUUUAGCUUUUAUCGUCUUUAGAUCAAGUAUGUUGGCUGCUCAGAAGUCUCAGAAUUUACACAUACAACCAAAAAUAUAAUAACAACAACAAAAUAGAAUUAAAAAAAAAAAAAAGAAAAUAGAUAGGUUAAUUAGGAAAGGUCUUGGAUUCUUCGUUGGUCAUUGGGCGGCCCCAUUAAAGCCCCGAAGUUGCUUCAAUUUACGGGUUUUGGCCAAUCUUCGAAAAGAGAAGUUUGUUAGAAGCUAAGGACAGGAGAGAAGAAAGUUUGGGAGAGAAAGAAUUUUACAGGAGGAAAAAAAGAGCCAAAAAAAAAAAAAAAAAAAAAAAACGAAAGGAGUUUUCCAAGUUUCCAUGUUACAAGAUCCUUGCUUUCCAGUUUUAACGGUUUCCAAGUUAUCUGAGUAUCGGACGUCGAUUUUGGAUUCCUUGUUUCACCGGAAGAGAUAGUUUAGAUCGGAGGUCAAGAUUUUGUGCUUGGAAAUUUCCUAUCUUCGUCUUUUAAUAUUAUUAUUAUUUAUUUUUCCGGGAGUUUUCUAGUUUGGGAUUUUAAUUAUUUCAACGAAGCAGAGGUGGAUGGAGUCUGUAAUUUAGUGAAGGGGGUGGAGGGGCUGGGUUUUGUGGCGGAGCAGGUGUUUAGUUUGGGAUUGUAAUAUAAAAAAAUAAAAUGGAAGAGGUGGCGCAAGUGGCCUCUCCAAUUUUCAUCCAUCAAACACUUUCAAGUCGGUACUGCGAUGCCCCAGCCAUGGCGAGGAAGCGCGAUCUCCUUUAUCAGACCCCCAAUUUCCAGCAGCAGCGCUUUGCAAACCCUGGCGACAGCUGGAGCCCUAAAGUCUGGGAGUGGGACAGUUUGAGGUUCCUCGCGAAACCUGUAGACGCCGAGGCUCUGCGUCUAGGUUCGUCAACAGCAGCUACACCUGAGCAGAAGAAGAGAGGAGAGGUGUCGUCAGGCUCAGGCUCAGGCUCAGGCUCAACCUUGAAGAAGAACUCCGCUGGAGAAGACGAUGAUAGCCUUCGCCUGAAUCUGGGAGGCGGUUUGGCUUGCGUAGAGGAACCUGUUUCCAGGCCCAACAAAAGGGUCCGUUCCGGAUCUCCCGGCGCUACUUAUCCCAUGUGCCAGGUAGAUAACUGCAAGGAAGAUCUUUCAAAUGCAAAAGACUAUCAUCGCCGACAUAAGGUGUGUGAGCUUCAUAGUAAAUCCACUAAAGCUCUCGUUGCCAAGCAGAUGCAGAGGUUUUGCCAGCAGUGCAGCAGGUUUCACCCCCUUACUGAGUUUGACGAAGGGAAGAGAAGUUGUAGACGUAGACUUGCAGGGCAUAACCGCAGAAGAAGAAAAACCCAACCAGAGGAUGUUACCUCUCGGCUUGUACUUCCGGGUGAACGAGAUAAUAAAAGCAAUGGCCAUUUAGAGCUUUUCAACCUCUUGGCAGCUGUAGCUCGUGCUCAAGGGAAAAAUGAGGACAAAAGCAUCAAUGCAUCGUUACCAGACCGAGAACAGCUCUUGCAGAUUCUUACUAAAAUAAACUCGUUACCUUUGCCCGUGGACCUUGCUGCGAAGUUACCUAAUUUAGGAUCUUUAAAUAGGAAACUUUCCGAACAGACUGCUUUGGAUCAUCAAGUCUUAUUGAAAGGAAGAUCAUCUCCUUCUACCAUGGACUUACUCACUGUUCUUUCAGCUACUCUUAAGUCGUCUGCUCCUGAUGCACUUCCUGUUGUAUCCCAAAGGAGCAGCCAGAGCAGUGACAGCGAGAAAACUAAGUUGAACUGUCCUGACCAGGCCACCUGUCCCAAUUUGCAGAAGAGACCUCAAGAGUUUCCUUCAGUUGGAGGAGAGAGAAGUAGUACUAGUUACCAGUCUCCCAUGGAAGACUCAGAUUGCCAGGUUCAAGAAACACGAGUUAAUUUACCAUUACAGCUCUUUGCCUCACCAUCUGAGAAUGACAGCAUGCCAAAAUUGGCAUCUUCUAGAAAGUAUUUCUCCUCUGACAGUAGUAAUCCCAUUGAAGAGAGGUCCCCUUCGUCUUCUCCGCCUGUUGUGCAAAAGCUGUUUCCAAUGCAGACUAUGGCAGAAGCGGUCAAGUCUGAGAAGACAUCAAUUGGCAGAGAGGUUAAUGCUACUGUUGACUCUAGCAGAAGUCACGGUUGUAACAUGCCUUUUGAUCUUUUUAGAGGCGCUGACACCGGUUCCAUUCAAAGUUUUCCCUAUCAAGCUGGGUACACUUCUUCUGGAUCAGACCAUUCGCCUUCUAGUUUGAAUUCUGAUGCCCAGGAUCGAACUGGGCGGAUAAUCUUCAAACUCUUUGACAAGGAUCCCAGUCAUUUUCCAGCGACUCUGCGGGCACAGAUAUAUAAUUGGCUUUCUAACAGUCCAUCAGAAAUGGAAAGCUACAUAAGGCCUGGUUGUGUGGUUCUAUCAAUUUAUGUGUCAAUGCCAUCUGUUGCUUGGGAACAACUUCAAGAAAACCUGCUCCAAAGUAUCAGUUCUUUGGUUCAAAGUUCAGAUUCUGAUUUUUGGAGAAAUGGAAGAUUUUUAGUUCAUGCUGGCAGGCACUUGGCAUCAUAUAAGGAUGGGAAGUUCCGCCUACGCAAAUCUUGGAGAACAUGGAAUUCCCCGGAGUUGAUUUCGGUAUCCCCUUUGGCUGUUGUGGGCGGGCAAGAAACUUCUCUUGUAUUAAAGGGACGAAAUCUUUCCAAUCUUGGCACUGAGAUUCAUUGCACCUGUAUGGGUGGUGGUUACACAUCAAAGAAAAUUAUGGGUUCAACCUAUCAUGGCACAAUGUAUGAGGAGAUAAACUUGGGUGGGUUUAGAGUUCAGGAUGCAUCUCCUGGUGUUCUUGGUCGCUUUUUCAUUGAGGUGGAAAAUGGUUUCAAGGGCAAUAGCUUUCCUGUGAUAGUUGCUGAUGCUUCUAUUUGUGAUGAGUUGAGAGUCCUCGAGUCAGUGUUUGAUGGGGAGGGUAAAUUAUGUGAUAUCAUCUCGGAGGACCAAAAUCAUGAUUAUGGGUCACCUAGGUCAAAGGAGGAAGCUAUCCACUUUCUGAAUGAACUUGGAUGGCUCUUUCAACGGAAGAGGACCUCAUCCCUGCUCAAUGGUCCUGACUACUCCCUAGGUCGUUUCAAAUUUUUACUUACAUUCUCUGUUGAAAGAAACUGUUCUGCUUUGGUCAAAACUGUUCUGGACAUACUGGUUGAAAGGAAUUUGCAUGAGACGGGAUUAUCAAGGGAGUCUGUUGAGAUGCUUACUGAGAUUCAGCCCUUGAAUCGGGCAGUAAAAAGGAGGUGCAGGAAGAUGGUGGACUUACUUGUCCAUUAUUUUGUUAUUGGCUCUGGUGAUACCUCUAAGAGAUACAUUUUUCCUCCAAAUAUUGCUGGACCUGGUGGAAUUACACCUUUACAUUUGGCUGCUUGUAUGUCGGGUUCAGAUGAUGUUGUUGAUGCCUUGACAAAUGACCCACAGGAGAUUGGAUUGAAUUGUUGGAAUAACCUCCUUGAUGCAAACAGGCAAUCUCCACAUGCUUAUGCUUUGAUGACCAACAAUCAAUCUUAUAACAAGUUGGUGACUCGUAAACUUGCCCACAGAAGGAAGGAUCAAGUUACUGUAACAAUUGAAAAUGAUACAAGCACUGAGUUGAAACAAGGUGGGAGAUCUUGUGCCAGGUGUGCGGUUGCGGCUACAAAAUACAGCAGGAGGGUUCCAGGUUCACAAGGUUUGCUGACGCGCCCUUACAUUCAUUCCAUGCUUGCGAUAGCUGCUGUCUGCGUCUGUGUUUGCCUGUUCUUGAGAGGAUCUCCAGACAUUGGCUUGGUUGCUCCAUUUAAAUGGGAGAACUUGGAUUUUGGCACAAUUUAGUCAUUAAUAUGAUAAUAAUUAUGGAUAAUCUAGAAGAGUGUAGCAAAGUUAUGGCUAACAAGGGGACCAUCAAGGCAUACCUUGUUAGCGACAUUCAGUUCCUCAAAUGGGAAAUGAUCAUGUAGAAGACCUGUUAAAGAUGGGACGUGGUGGAUGUGCAGCAGCUGCAUUGUGGAUGGAUGGGAGAUGAAACUGCAAUUUGGGUUGGUUUGGGUAUGGCUUUGGUUUGUCAUUCUGCAUGUUAUUCUUACAAGCAUAAGAUUUGGGAUAUCAUGGGUUAUGCCCUUUAAGCUCAUUUCUGUUGGAACAAAAUAGGUGAAUUUUUUCUUUUUGGUCUUUUGUUUUUGCCUUCCAAACGUGGACUCUGCAGCUGUUACAUAUCCUAUUACAUGUGAUAAUGGUUUGAUGAGAUGAAAUGGGAAGGGGCUGGGGGGGGGGGGGGGGGGGGGGGGGGGGGCGCCCUGAGAUUAAAAUCAUGUCAGUGUGGAUGCUUGCGGUGGAAUCAAUGGAAGACGGAGAUUGAAGAAAAAAAUGGAGAAGGCUGGCAUAAGCUCUGAUUCUGCUGUCAUUAACGUUAAUUUAUAUGUUUUUUUUUUUUUUUUCAAUUUUAUUUUUAUACCUUUUAUUUUUCCUUCAUAGUUCAUAAGUUAUUUGUGUAUUGAUUUCGUCACUGUAAAGUUGGUAAGGGGAUCAAUCACAGAAAUGACUGUGACCUAUAACUGAAUAGUGAAAUAUUUAUUUCAGGUAUAUUCAAAGAGGCAUGUAAUUUUCACCUUUA